UACAAAUUUGACACUUCGUAAAGAUACACAAGGAUGAUGUCAUUAGACACCAAUCCAUUUAAAAGUUCAGCCAAACCGGCAAGAAUUGGCCUCAUGUAAUGCACUAGUUCCUUUACUCCUAUUCUCACAAUCAUUAUGGCUCUCAUGAACCUUAUAAUACUUUGCUUUUCAUUGCUCCUCAUCAAGAUUGAAUCCACACAGCCACUUCCUCCAUUUUCAUGUGACUCCACAAAUCCAUCAACCAAUUCAUUUCCAUUCUGCAACACUUCACUGCAAAUCAGCCAACGCGUGCAAGACUUGGUGGCACGUCUCACAUUGGAUGAAAAGAUCUCUCAGCUUGUCAACAAGGCUUCGGCCGUCCGCCGCCUCGGCAUCCCCUACUACCAGUGGUGGUCCGAGGCUUUGCACGGUGUAGCAGUAGCGACCGGGGUCGAAAAUGGUGUUAUGUUCAACGGGAGUAUUCGAGCAGCCACCAGCUUUCCUCAAGUCAUUCUUACUGCUGCUACUUUUGAUGCAAAUCUGUGGUACCGUAUGGCUAAGGUGAUAGGAACAGAAGCAAGAGCAAUAUACAAUGAAGGAGAAGCAAUAGGAAUGACAUUUUGGUCCCCAAACAUAAAUAUUUUUAGGGACCCCAGGUGGGGUAGAGGCCAAGAGACCCCUGGAGAAGACCCUUUGGUUACUGGAAAAUAUGCAGUAUCAUUUGUUAGAGGAAUUCAAGGAGAUAGUUUUGAAGGCGGUGACCUUAAAGAUGAACACCUUCAAGUUUCAGCAUGUUGUAAGCAUCUGACUGCAUAUGAUUUGGAUCACUGGAAGGGAAUUGAUCGUUUUACCUUCAAUGCUAUUGUUACGAAGCAGGAUAUGGCGGAUACAUACCAGCUACCUUUCCAACAAUGUGUUCUAGAAGGGCGUGCCAGUGGGAUAAUGUGCGCUUACAAUCGUGUUAAUGGGGUUCCGAAUUGUGCUGAUUACAAUCUCUUAACCAAAACUGCGCGUGGAGAAUGGGGCUUCCAAGGGUAUAUAACGUCAGACUGUGAUGCUGUCAAAAUCAUUUAUGAGAAUCAAACUUAUGUAAAAUCGCCAGAAGAUGCUGUGGCUGAUGUUCUUAAAGCAGGAAUGGAUGUGAAUUGUGGAGACUAUUUGGUAAACCACACAAAAUCUGCACUUGAGAAGGGAAAAGUAUCAGAAUAUGAUAUUGACAGAGCCCUUAACAACCUCUUUGCUGUUAGAAUGAGAUUAGGCCUCUUCAACGGCAAUCCAAGAAAGCGUCUUUAUGGAAACCUAGGACGAAAUGAAAUUUGCACGCAGGCUCACCAGGAUAUGGCGCUUGAAGUUGCUAGAAAUGGGAUCGUCCUUCUUAAGAACUCAGCCAGGCUCCUUCCUCUAUCGAAGGACAAAACGAAAUCUCUUGCAGUAAUAGGCCCCAAUGCCAAUGUUCCGAAAACACUUCGUGGAAAUUAUGCAGGGCCACCUUGCAAAGCCAUCACUCCCCUAGUAGGACUUCAAGGAUAUGUCAAGAAAGUUAAGUUCCAUGAGGGUUGCAAAACUACAAAUUGCACUUCAAUUGCUACCAAAAAAGUUGUGAAAAUCGCAAAAUCUGUUGAUUAUGUGGUGUUGGUUAUGGGACUUAAUCAAGAUCAAGAAAGUGAAGAUCUUGAUCGUGAAGAACUUGUGCUUCCCGGUAAGCAAAAGAGCCUUAUAACAAGCAUAGCCAAGGCGGCUAAAAAGCCAGUUGUAUUAGUGCUGCUUUGUGGAGGUCCAAUUGACAUAUCUUUCGCCAAGAAUGAUCCAAAAAUCGGAAGCAUUUUGUGGGCUGGAUACCCAGGAGAAGCAGGAGGCCAAGCAAUUGCAGAAAUUAUAUUUGGUGAUCAUAAUCCAGGAGGGCGGUUGCCUAUGACUUGGUAUCCAAAAGAUUUUAUCAAAAUACCAAUGACAGAUAUGAGGCUGCGGCCUGAUCCAUCAUCAGGCUAUCCAGGGCGAACUUACAGAUUCUACAAGGGGAAAAAGGUAUUCGAAUUUGGAUAUGGACUUAGCUACUCAAAGUAUUCUUACAAGUUUGUUUCGGCGGGACAAAACAAACUUGACUUCAAGAAACUGUCAACUACUGGUACUGUUGAAAACUCAGGUUACAUUCCAGUUUCUGCUAUAGAUUCAGAUUCCUGUAACAAGGCAAAGUUUACUGCCGUUGUUGGAGUGAAAAAUCAGGGAAAAAUGGUCGGUAAGCACCCGGUUUUGCUGUUUUUGAGGAGAGAAGAGGCCAGUUACGGGAGUCCAAUGAAACAGUUGGUGGCAUUUCAAACUGUGAGAUUGAAUCCGAAAGCAAAAGCUAAUGUUGAAUUUCAAGUGAAUCCAUGUGAGCAUUUCAGCAGAGCCAAUGAAGACGGAUUGUUGGUGAUUGAAGAAGGGACUCAAUUCUUAGUUGUGGGAGACGAAGAGUAUUCUAUUAGUAUUAAUGUUUGAUAAAACUAUCAAAUCUUUUCUUUAUGGAUUCACAGAUGGAAUAAAAAGAAUUUGCAAGAAUUACAUCUAAUGAAUACUUCUUCCAAGCA
Messenger RNA from Olea europaea var. sylvestris, 2546 nucleotides. Its product is annotated as probable beta-D-xylosidase 7. The transcript has 6 exons. Gene Ontology annotation, cellular component: plant-type cell wall. Bases 136 to 2457 code for a protein of 773 amino acids. Gene Ontology annotation, molecular function: alpha-L-arabinofuranosidase activity; xylan 1,4-beta-xylosidase activity. The record is from RefSeq and is a predicted model, not a curated record. Lineage: Eukaryota; Viridiplantae; Streptophyta; Magnoliopsida; Lamiales; Oleaceae. Gene Ontology annotation, biological process: arabinan catabolic process; xylan catabolic process.